UUUAAAGGGAAGCUCACCAGAUUGUAGGCCGAAGUGGGCACUGUAUCCUCGGUUUCGCCGACGAGGUAUCGGCAUUUUGAAUCUCUUCCGAGCUGCGAUACCAACGAGGAAGGGGAGGAAGGGGACGAGUUCGUUCUGAUACCAACUUUUAUUUCUGCAACUUAUCAACUAGGAGAUGGCUGCAUCAAUGGCAACUAGUCUGCAAAUGUUGGCCACUAGACGGUCAGCCUUCUCUUCUCGGAUGAUGCUACCAUCAACUACAAUAGCAGAUAAAAGAUUAACCAUCCAAUCUAAACUGUCAAGCUCAUCCAGCAUUUCCCUCACCAAACCUUUUUGCCGGAGCUUUUCGUCCGCUUCACAGAGAUACAAUAAUGUUGUCACAAGUGCCAUAUCUGAUAAGAAUGAAAAAGAAGAUCUUAAAUCAGGAUUGCCUAUUGAUUUAAGAGGCAAAAGGGCAUUUAUUGCUGGGGUAGCUGAUGACAAUGGAUAUGGAUGGGCAAUUGCCAAGGCUCUUGCUGCAGCAGGUGCAGAGAUUCUUGUUGGAACAUGGGUGCCUGCAUUGAACAUAUUUGAGACUAGUUUAAGGCGUGGAAAGUUUGAUGAGUCCCGACGGCUAUCAAAUGGCUCUCUUCUCGAGAUUGUUAAGGUUUAUCCCCUUGAUGCAGUGUUUGAUAGUCUUGAGGAUGUCCCGGAUGAAAUUAAGACAAACAAGCGUUAUUCAGGUUCUUCAAAUUGGACUGUGAAGGAAGUUGCUGAAUGCGUCAAGAAUGAUUUUGGAAGUAUAGAUAUUCUUGUGCAUUCCCUUGCUAAUGGGCCAGAGGUGACCAAGCCUCUAUUGGAGACUUCCAGAAAGGGGUAUCUUGCAGCUUUAUCUGCUUCCAGCUACUCCUUUAUAUCUUUGCUCCAGCAUUUCCUUCCUAUAAUAAAUCCAGGGGGAGCGACAAUCUCACUAACUUACAUUGCUUCUGAGAGAAUCAUUCCAGGAUAUGGUGGAGGCAUGAGUUCGGCAAAAGCCGCACUUGAGAGUGAUACUAAGGUACUAGCAUUUGAAGCAGGAAGGAAAAAGCAAGUUAGAGUAAAUGCAAUCUCUGCUGGUCCACUGGGAAGCCGUGCUGCAAAAGCUAUUGGGUUCAUUGAGAAGAUGAUAGAGUAUUCGUAUGCUAAUGCGCCAUUACAGAAAGAACUGCUAGCAGAUGAAGUUGGUGCUGCUGCAGCUUUCUUGGUGUCCCCAUUAGCUUCUGCUAUCACUGGUUCUGUAGUUUAUGUCGACAAUGGAUUAAAUACAAUGGGUUUGGCAAUUGACAGCCCAUCUCUUUCACUUGAAUGAUAAAGCAGAAAAUCUGCAUAAUGAUUGGGUUUGUAAGAACAAGUAUCCCUUUCUGUUUCAAUCUCCUGCGGCAUUAUUGAAUAAUAAUUGAGUUGGUUGGGUUCCUAGUUUCAUUUGAGGUCCAGUUUUUUUAUAACAAUGUAGCUAUGUUGAUGAAUUAUGAAUGAUUUUUUUCAGUUGGUGUUCCAAUUGAAAAAUACAUUUUUA
Phalaenopsis equestris is the source of this 1534-nucleotide messenger RNA. RefSeq names its product enoyl-[acyl-carrier-protein] reductase [NADH] 1, chloroplastic. Lineage: Eukaryota; Viridiplantae; Streptophyta; Magnoliopsida; Asparagales; Orchidaceae. Gene Ontology annotation, molecular function: enoyl-[acyl-carrier-protein] reductase (NADH) activity. Bases 176 to 1327 code for a protein of 383 amino acids. The transcript is spliced from 13 exons. The record is from RefSeq and is a predicted model, not a curated record. Gene Ontology annotation, biological process: fatty acid biosynthetic process.